AGGGCACUACUUGUAAAAUGGCCAGCUCAACACAGAGUGGAUUUGUGGUCGUCACCCAGAUGUACCCUCCGCAAAGUGGUCCUACUGCACCAGCUUUCUGCACUACCCCACAUGUUUCCUCUGCGUUGGGAAAGUUUCUGAAAGGAGAUCCAAAGGCACUGGGGACAGUGCAAAUAAUGAUUGGAGUGCUGAACAUAUUAUUUGGCAUCACAAUGGCCGUCUAUGCUGACAGCAUUGGUGUUUACUCUGGGAUUGUUUUCUGGGGAGCGCUUAUUUACAUUUCCUCAGGAGCUUUGAGUGUUGCCGCUAACAACAAACUCAACAAAUGCCUGGUGAGAGGAGCACUUGGAAUGAAUAUCAUCAGCACCAUAACUGCUGGCCUUGCGAUAAUCCUGUUCUCCCUGGACUUUGUUGUUGAAAUGAGAUAUUCCUGCUCUGGCAGUGACAAUUCAUAUGCCUCCUACUCUUGCCAAAGGCUUCGGAAUACUCUUGAGACCAGGUCACAUGGGAUUAAAGGAGUGCUGUUGGUUUUCUCCAUCCUGGAGUUCAUCAUCUCCAUCUGUGUGUCAGCAUUUGCAUGCAAAGCAGUGUGUGACUGCUCCACAGAGCAAGUGGUAUAUAUAACACCCGCAAGCAGUCAAGUCAUAUCAGAUAAUCGUCUCAUCUCAACACCAAAUACUUAUCAGACAACAGUUUCACCCGUUUUGGGCCAAACUGUGAUGGGCAGCAUGCAAACAGACAAGCCUCCUCAAUAUGAUGAAUCCAAAGACAUGCGGCCUGCUGGGAGUUGUUUCUUGAAGAGGUUUGUAGCGAAGUAUCACGUUAAGUAUUUACUGCGCAGUUUCUGGGCUCAUCGGAGCGAAACCCCUGCUUGUAAUAUGGCCAGCUCAGCAGGCAAUAGUGGCCAAUUCGUGGUCGUCACACAGGUGUAUCCUCAGCAAAGUGGUCCUACUGUACCAGCUUUCGGCCCUACCCCACAUGUUUUCUCUGUGUUGGGAAAGUUUCUGAAAGGAGAUACGAAGGCACUGGGGACAGUGCAAAUAAUGAUUGGAGUGCUGAACAUAUUAUUUGGCAUCGUAAUGGCCGUCCAUGCUGACAGCAUUGGUGUUUACUCUGGGAUUGUUUUCUGGGGAGCACUUAUUUACAUUUCCUCAGGAUCUUUGAGUGUUGCUGCUUACAACAAACUGAACAAGUGCCUGGUGAAAGGAGCCCUCGUGAUGAACGUCUUCAGUACAAUCACUGCUGGCUUUGCUAUCAUCAUUUUCUCUCUAGAUUUGGUGAUACGAAUGAGAUUUUACUACUGCUAUGACAGUGACUAUUCGUCCAGCAACAGCUUUUGUGAACAGCUUUGGAUUUUACAAGAGUCUAGAUCACGUGGGAUCUCAGGAGUGCUCUUGGUUUUUUCCAUCCUGGAGUUCAUCAUCUCCAUCUGUGUCUCAGCAUUUGCCUGCAAAGCUGUGUGUCACUGCUUCUCAGGGCAAGUGGUAUAUAUACCACACCCAAACAAUGUCGCACCAGGAAACCUCAUCCCAGCACCAAGUAAUCAUGAGAUGGCAGUUCCACAUAUUUUGGGGCAAAGUGUGAUGGGCAGCAAGGAAACAGAGAGGCCUCCUGCUUAUGCUGAGGUCGUUCCAUGAAAGAGAGGUCAUAGUGGUCACAGGCAUUACUGGUGAUGUUCCUACACAUUUUCUGGUAAUGCUAUUUGAGAAGAACUUCUAUAUAAUAACAACAUCAGCUGCUUUUUCAUAACCAACAAAGAUCAAUUAGGUUUGUUGUACUUAGCGCUUUCUAUAAUAUAUUCCAUUAUAUAUUUACAGCGCUUACCGACAGCGUCAUGCAUAUUAUGAAAUAUCUUACUGAAUGUAUGUUACCAAUUAUAUAGAACAGGGCCUCUCUACAGUUAGGAAGGCUAAACAUGUUUUGGUUGCAUUAGGUCUGUAGCCAUGGAAUAAAAUCUGCUUUUAAUGUGUAAUGAAGUACAAAUGACAGACUGUGCCUAAAAAUAAAAAUUUUAAAUUUCAAAAUGU
Molecule: messenger RNA, 2027 nt
Organism: Anguilla anguilla (European eel)
Lineage: Eukaryota; Metazoa; Chordata; Actinopteri; Anguilliformes; Anguillidae
Exons: 16
Coding region: 18-1637 (539 amino acids)
Cellular component (GO): membrane
Source: RefSeq, a predicted model, not a curated record